Pundamilia nyererei is the source of this 1393-nucleotide messenger RNA. RefSeq names its product platelet-derived growth factor receptor-like (gene pdgfrl). Bases 204 to 1298 code for a protein of 364 amino acids. The transcript has 6 exons. NCBI's taxonomy places the organism in Eukaryota, Metazoa, Chordata, Actinopteri, Cichliformes, Cichlidae. The record is from RefSeq and is a predicted model, not a curated record.
UGGGAGUAAACAGAGGAGCUCUGAAGUUAUUUUCCCUCUUCCGUUCAGUCUGUGAGGAGGAUGGAGCUGGAAAUCUAAAUAGGGCAACUGGAGCCUGCAAAUUUCCAGCCAAGCUCCAAGCCUGACUUUCUUUACCCGCCUCACCCCUUCAUAAAACCCCCCGAUCUCUCUCCAGAACUUGCAGAUUCCUCGACCCUCUGACCAUGAACCUCUGGGCUGUGCUUUGCUUGACUCUGCUCGUGGUAGAGCUCCAAAAUGGUGCCUGCCAGCAGGUCAAGCGAAGAAAAGACAUCGGAGAGAACCGCAUCCGGCCAGGUGGGAAACGGGUAAAGGUGUGGCCUACGCUGAAAGACGGACGAGGCAGAAGCCAUUCACUCCUGACGCAGGUGUUGGAUAAAGGCCGCUUCCUCCGCCUGGGCCAGAGCACCAUUUUGACUCCUGGGAAAAACAUGGAGCUGCGCUGCAAAGGCAGCAAAAUCGGAUGGUCUUACCCGACUUACCUGGAUACUUUCAAUAACUCACGCCUCAGCAUCAAGCAAAGCGACAAGUACAGUCAGCUGAUCCUGACGUCGCCCUCUGCUGCCGACACGGGGGCUUACAGCUGCUGGGUGAUAGUAUGUGAUGGCACAGAGUGUGAGAAGGACCACGAUCGCGCCUACGUCUCAUACAUCUAUUUCAAAGACAAAGACAACCUCUUCGUUCCAUCCACCAUGCACUUUGAGAUUGUGUAUCUACGCCCAGACCAGCCUGCCGUGGUUCCCUGCCGUGUGACCGAGCCACAGGCCAAGACAUCCCUGCACAGAGAGGUCCCCCCGGUGGAAAUCACAGCAAAUAUGACCCAGAUGGCAUAUGAUCCCACCAAGGGCUUCAUCCUGCAAAACCCGAGGCCAGAGCACCAGGGAGUCUUCUACUGCAAGGCUGAGACCAUGGACACCCCUCAGAUCUCCACAAAGUACCAGCUGCUUUAUGUGGAGGUUCCCAGUGGGCCACCGUUUGUGAGCCUUGAAGCCUCUCCAGACUCUGUGAGAGGAGGCGACAACGUCAAUGUAACCUGCACAGUGCUGGGAGAGCCAGAUGUGGACGUGAGCUUCACUUGGACUUAUCCUGGUCAGGGCUCCCGACCCGUUCACAUCCAGACUUCCUGGAGGUUGGUUAACAGAGGUAUGGGCUACACCACGCGCGUCACCCAGAGCAUCCUGACGGUAGAGGACAUGGAAACCAUCGACUUUGGAGAAUACAUGUGUAAAGCCAAGAGCCAGCAUGGCGAGACAAUCGUGGGGACCACCAUCUCCAAAUAGCCCCAAACAACCUGACCUGCUGGCUCCAUCUGAUAUUCAAGAGUUUUUGACACAUUUGUGUGUCUUUUUUUUAAAUCUAUGAAAUACAUGAAAUC